This is a messenger RNA of Momordica charantia (bitter melon), 807 nucleotides long. RefSeq lists its product as uncharacterized. Lineage: Eukaryota; Viridiplantae; Streptophyta; Magnoliopsida; Cucurbitales; Cucurbitaceae. The record is from RefSeq and is a predicted model, not a curated record.
AUGGACCUGCAAAGCAACACAAGCAAAGAGGUCAACCCAGUAGAAGCUAGGGCAGCCAAAACAGAAGCAUCACAUCUACAUAUGACUGGAAAACAAAAACAGACAGAACAUAAAAAUGCUCCACCCGAGUAUCGAUCCGUACCACCAUACCCAAARCGGCUGCAAAAGAAAGAGCGGGAUGUGCAAUUUCAAAAGUUCCUUGAUGUGCUGAAGCAGCUGUAUGUUAACAUACCGCUAGUGGAAGCAUUGGAUCAAAUGCCGACUUAUGUGCGUUUCCUUAAGGACAUUCCCACAAAGAAAAUAAAGUUGGGAAAAUAUGAAACGGUGACAUUGACUAAGGCCUGCAGUACUAUCCUCACAAGCGAAAUUCCGGAAAAGAUGAAGGAUCUUGGGAGCUUUACCAUACCCAUUUCCAUUGGAGGACAGAAGAUAGGACAUGCGUUAUGCGAUUUAGAAGGGAGUAUCAAUCUCAUGCCCUUAUCCAUUUACAGGAAGUUGGGGAUGGGAGAAGCGCGGCCGACAACAGUCACAUUGCAAUUAGCAGAUCGAUCAAUCACAUAUCCUGAAGGAAAAAUUGAGGAUGUUUUAGUGCAAGUAGAUAAAUUUAUUUUCCCUGCUGACUUUAUUAUUUUGGACUAUGAUGCAGAUAAGGAGGUUCCUAUCAUUCUGGGAAGACCAUUCCUUUUAACUGGAAGAGCGCUUGUGGAUGUCCAAAAAGGCGAGCUAACAAUGCGUGUUCAAGAUCAGGAAGAGAAGUUCUCAAUCUAUGAUUCCAUGAAAUUUCCUACUGGAAAAGAAGAAUGCUGA